UCGGAUUGGUCGAAACGACCUGGGCUGUUUCGACGUGUUAAUUUUAUUCGUAUUCUCGUAUUGGAGUGCCUCGCGAAGAAGGUCGGUCGACGGCAGGAAGAGGAGCGCGAGAGGGCCGUACGUGGAUGGUAGCAUGCGAUUAACCGACAUCAACCAGCAGCAGAACUCCCACUCGACGACAAGGAGUUGUGGAGGACCGACCCCCAUCGGUCUUUCGUCCUCGUCGUCCGCCGCCAACCCUGCCGCCUCGCCGUCGUUGAGGUGGCCGCCGCCGCUUGGGUUGUUGUUGACUCCCCUUGACGACAGUUUGCAACAUCCUUCUAGUGCGGCAGCACCUCUUUGUCGACCACACCACAUAUUCUUGGCGGCCAACCUCACCUCGAAUACCCACCAACAGUCGACAAGGGCACCUCCGCAAUGCACGCACACGUCGUCGCCGUCCGUGUUCGACGCCUCAGCGGGUGGACUGGGUGCGGUAGAAAACCUCCCACGCAAAGUGACGACCGGGUCUUCGCCGAGCGGGAAGCCUCCUGUCGACAACCCAUUUGAUGCGUGGUUCCGAACAAACAAGCCGACAAGGAAUCCUCGCGCUGCUCCACGUCGUUCGGUGUCUGCAGUCACUUCAUCUGCAUUUCCCGCGUUCGGAGACUUUCCUCCGCCGCCACCGUCCGCGUUCACAUCGUCAUGCCCAUCGAUGACGAGCAUUGGCGGCGACAGCACCGACAACGAAGACGACAUGGACGAGCAUUCUCCGUCCGCACAAUUGAAUACGUCCCCGUCGUAUGACUUGAAGCGGCAAAAAGCGGUCGAAGACGCCCAGCGGCACUUUCGGUGCAUGGACGUGGCAUGCAUGCUGGACAUGGACGACGCCGACGUGAUGCCUCCGCCGGUACUCGUUCGCGCGCAGGCUCAGAUGCUGCUCCAUCACGAGGAAGUCGCGCUGACGUGUCGAAGAUGCGGCGCCAUCGAGCACCUGGCCAUCUCCUAUUAAGUUAUUCCACCAGCCGAGUAGUCCGCUAAUAAGUCAACGAACACGUGCCUCCACCGCCACAUACAUGUCAUUGGAGUCGGCGGUGCACGGACCUGAUCGACUCCGUGGUCGGGGAAUAGAAGGAUGUCACGGGAAUGGCUGCCUGAAAGGGGUUCGUGGAGAAGGGGAGGAGCAAUCGCCGCCUACACGGUCGACCUUAACUGUGAGAGGAAGGCUGGUCUAGGGGGAACUAUCCCCCUGAAAGUGGACAGAAGAACGUUCGGCACGGGGUGAGAGGAGUUCUGAGGAUGUCCAUCGUUAAAUGAUGCUUCACGGCACGACAUGGUGCACCGACGUGGCACCGACAAGAAGGUUCUUGUGCACUGAGCUGCCUCUGCCCUACACAAGAUGGUCGUGGCCUCUCCCACCAGGUGAAC
Molecule: messenger RNA, 1407 nt
Organism: Aphanomyces invadans
Lineage: Eukaryota; Oomycota; Saprolegniomycetes; Saprolegniales; Verrucalvaceae
Exons: 1
Coding region: 134-991 (285 amino acids)
Source: RefSeq, a predicted model, not a curated record